Messenger RNA from Drosophila busckii, 1170 nucleotides. RefSeq names its product EndoGI (gene EndoGI). The transcript has 2 exons. NCBI's taxonomy places the organism in Eukaryota, Metazoa, Arthropoda, Insecta, Diptera, Drosophilidae. The coding region runs from base 74 to 1102 and encodes 342 amino acids. The record is from RefSeq and is a predicted model, not a curated record.
AUUUGUAAAUGUGGCUAACAAGUAAACAAAGCAUUUACAGGUAGUUUUUAAAGCCGAAACAAAUAAUAAAAAAAUGUCAGAUAAAGCGGAGAACACAACUGCCGCUCAGGCCAGCAGCGAAUUUGUUAUCAGCGAAUGCGAGCCACUUAAAGAGUAUGAGCAGUUAAUGGAUACAAAUGUUACGUCUGAAGAGUUGGACGAUAAGACUUCAAAAGAGAAUUUUAAGAAAAUUGGAUUAGCUGUUCAUGAUGUCAUCUUUAAAUUAGUGUUCGACUGUAAACAAGAAGCACGCACUGAGUCACAGCACAAAGCCGGAGAGCUGCUGGCGGAAUACAAAAGCGAUGCAUGUUUCUAUGCGCCGUGGCCAUACAACGAAUGGAUCGUUAAGCUGCGCGAUGAGCUGCUCAAGCAAGAGCAACUGGACUUUUGGCGUGAUGUGGUUGUAAAGAAGCAGCUGGGUCCAUGCUGGGCACGUGACUCGGAUGCAUUUGACAGCGAGGACAAGCCGCCACUGGAGUUCUAUGCGCAUGCAGGCUGUGUGGCGCCCUUUGCCGCUAGCCUUAAGGUCAAAGCCAGCAACACGGAUCAGACGGAGGAAACGCCAGAGACAGAUGCCGACCGUGUGGCUGCGAUGACGGGCAAUUUCGAGGCGGUGAUUACAGCAGACAACCCACUGAAGCAGUACCGCGAUCUAAUGAAGCGCUUUGUUGUAGUCAAUAUUCAUGUGGACGAUGAUAUACAUAAGGCAAGCGUCCAGAAGAUUGCCACAGCUGUGCGCAGCAUCAUCUGCCAGCUACUAUUUGAAGGCACGCCCACUCAACAAGAGUACGACACGGCUUCCGAGCUGCUGCAGGAGUACAAAAGCGAUGCUGCCUUCUACGGUCCCUGGGACUACAACGAUUGGAUUGUCGAGUUGCGCGACAGGCUGCUGGAACGCAACAUGCUGGAGUUCUGGAGCGAAAAGAUUGUCAAACUGGAGCUGGGGCCUUGUUGCUCCCGAGACUCGGACUUUUUUGACAGAGACGAUUCCAUACCCGUAGAGUUCUACAACAGAGGCGGCUGCACUGCGCCCUUCGACCCUCCAGUCGUUGAACAAGACUAAAUCUCAAAUAACAAUAAUUUACAUUAUUUAUACAAGACCAAGUCUUAAAUAUUAUUAUAGUUGUAAAA